Molecule: messenger RNA, 348 nt
Organism: Aureobasidium musti
Lineage: Eukaryota; Fungi; Ascomycota; Dothideomycetes; Dothideales; Saccotheciaceae
Source: the annotation of a GenBank genome assembly
AUGGCACCCAAGGCAGCUCAGAAGACUCCCACCACUGGCGGCAAGGCCCCCGCCGCUGGCAAGGCUCCUGCUGAGAAGAAGGAAGCUGGCAAGAAGACCGCCGCUCCCUCCGGUGACAAGAAGAAGCGCACCAAGACCAGAAAGGAGACCUACUCCUCCUACAUCUACAAGGGUACGCCACCUCGACCUCCACUUGUCCACCCCGACACUGGUAUCUCCAACCGUGCCAUGUCCAUCCUGAACUCUUUCGUCAACGACAUCUUCGAGCGUGUUGCAACCGAGGCUAGCAAGCUCGCUGCUUACAACAAGAAGUCCACCAUCUCUUCGCGUGAGAUCCAGACCUCGUAA